Columba livia (rock pigeon) is the source of this 1839-nucleotide messenger RNA. RefSeq names its product syntaxin-4. The transcript is spliced from 10 exons. Gene Ontology annotation, molecular function: SNAP receptor activity; SNARE binding. NCBI's taxonomy places the organism in Eukaryota, Metazoa, Chordata, Aves, Columbiformes, Columbidae. The record is from RefSeq and is a predicted model, not a curated record. Gene Ontology annotation, biological process: exocytosis; intracellular protein transport; synaptic vesicle fusion to presynaptic active zone membrane. Gene Ontology annotation, cellular component: synaptic vesicle; plasma membrane; presynaptic active zone membrane. Bases 717 to 1658 code for a protein of 313 amino acids.
GGCACGAGCGGGCCCUUGCACGAGCCCCUUGCACACUCAGCCACGAGCCCCUUGCACGCUCAUUCAUCUGCACGAGCCCCUUGCACACUCGUCCACGAGCCCUUUGCACACUCAGCCCCUUGCACGAGCCCCUUGCACACUCAUUCAUUUGCACUGGGCCCCAUUGCACACUCAGCCCCUUUGCACAAGGUUUUGCACGAGCCCCUUGCACACUCAGCCCCUUGCACGAGCCCCUUGCACAAGUGCUUGCACGAGCCCCUUGCACACUCAUUCAUCUGCACGAGCCCCUUGCACACUCAUUCAUUUGCAUGAGCCCCUUGCACACUCAGCCCCUUGCACACUUGUCCACGAGCCCUUUGCACACUCAGCUCUUUGCACGAGCUUUUGCACACUCGUGCUCCCCCCCUUCCCCACCCCCCCCAUCACGCCUUCGUCCCUUUUUGGGGGGGGGGGUGUCCCCGAACGCCUGGGUCCCCUAGGGGACACCCCCCCCGCCCCCAUUGGGAGGCUCAAGGGGCGACGCUCCGGCCUCUCUUCCCGCCCCUCUCUAUGGUUUAACCCCCCGCCAAGAGCCCCGGAGGACUCUGUCUGUGGUUUGGAGGACCGAGGGGCCAGAGCGGCCGCGACUCCAUGGUCGCUCCGCCCACCCCCCUCCCGCGCACGCGCAGAGCGGCCCCCUCACUUCCGCCUCGGCCCCCGGACCGGAAAGCGCCACCAUGCGGGACCGAACGGCGGAGAUGCGGCAGGGCUGUGAGGAUGAGGAUGACGAUGACGAGCGGGUGACGCUGAUGGGGGUGGGGACCCCCCCCCGCCCCCCCCGGGCCCGACGCCCUCCUGCAGCAUAUGCAAAUGCAGGCGCGGGGGUGCGGGAGGCGCUGGGGACGCUGGAGCUGAAACUGGAGCAACUGGAGCAGCGACAGGAGGCGGCGCUGGGGACCCCCCUGCCCCCCCCGGAGCUCAAGCGGGACCUGGAGCUGCUGAGGGACGAGAUCCAGGAGCUCACGGGGCAGAUUCGCUCCCGCCUGCGAGCGCUGGAGCCGGGGCAGGAGGACGAGGAGGAUGAGAACAGAAACACCAUCCGGGCCAGAGUGAAACGCACCCAGCAGCACGCGGCGCUGAGUCAGCAGUUCCUGCGCCUCACGGGUCGAUGUCACGAGGCCCAAAGCCGGUACCGGCAACGGAACCUGGAGAGGGUGAGGAGGCAGCUGCUCAUUGCCGGCAGCCCCCCAGUGAGCGAAGAGGAGCUGGAGCAGAUGGUGGAGUCGGGACAGAGCGAGAUCUUCAUCUCCAACGUCCUCAGCUCCACGCGGAUCACCCGGGCGGCGCUGGAUGAGCUGGGGCUGCGGCACCGGGAGCUGCAGGGACUGGAAAAGGGGCUGAGGGAACUGGGGGAGCUGUUCAGCAUCCUGGGGAGCACCCUGGAGAGCCAGGGGGAGGUGAUCGACCGGAUCGAGCGCAACAUCCAGGACUCGGGGACGCAGCUGCACAAGGGGCGGCAGCACCUGGUGGUGGCACAGCGGAGCCAGCAGGGGGCGCGCAAGAAGAAGCUGCUCAUGGCCGCCUGUUGUCACCGUCACCGUCGUCAUCAUCGUCGCCAUCGUCGCCGUCACCGUGGCAACGGGGUGACCCAACCUGGCACUGGGAUGAACUGGGGAUGACUGGGGGUUACUGGUCUGAACUGGGUUCCUGUCUCAAAUGACGUCACUUCCUCUCUAGGGGCACAUCCCCUCCCCCCCACCCGAACGCCUGGGUCCCUCCCGAACUCCUGGGUCCCCGGAACACCCUGUGCCUUCCAAAGGGGGCGGGUCCCCCCUUCAAUAAAGCACUUUUCACCCCAAA